CCCUGCACAGCCCUCGCCUGCCCGCUGCGCUCUGCCCUGCGCUCAGCCAGCCCGGCUGCACCUGCACCGCCUCACUGCGCCAGCCCGCCAUGGCAGAAGGCAGGAGCGAUCCCCAGCCCGGGGACCUGAUCGAGGUCGACCGGCCAGGUUACCAACACUGGGCCCUCUACAUGGGGGAUGGAUACAUCAUCUACGUGAAAAGUAAGGCUGGUGCAUUCUGUGAAAUGUCUAUCAGGGUUAGAAUGGCCAAGGUGAUGAAGGAGCUCCUGAAGGAGGUGGUGGGAAAUCAUAAAUGGUGUGUCAACAGCAAGUAUGACAACUUCUACGCUCCGCGACCCAUGGAGGACAUACUCUGGAGUGCUGAGCAAUGGAUUGGCAAGGAGAUGACAUAUGAUGUGCUUGGUAGCAACUGUGAGCACUUUAUGACAAUGCUUCGCUAUGGAGAAGGAGUCUCAGACCAGGUGAGUGCCAGGGGUGAGCCCUGGGUGCCUCCCAGAGCAGCUCCUGGCUGCUGGCUGUGAGCCGGGCACUGGGACACAGCCUGCAGCCUGCAGGGCACAGCCCAGUGCCAGGCGUGGGCUCCAAAGCAGCGCUGCCUCCCCAGAGCCCCUGCCCCUGCAGGGUCCCUGUGCUCUGGCUGCACCCUGGCAGUGCCCUCUCCCUGAGUGCCACCUCCUGGGGGGACAAACCUGGCUGCUGCCCCUUCUGAUAAUGGGGCACAUGGCUCUUGUUGCUUUGCUUGUUCUGAUUACCCCUGCCUAUUCUCCAUUACCAUGCCUGGGGCUAAAUGCAAAUGCUGUUCGUGUUUCCAGCCUGGGUUUUGCUUUCCCUUUACCUGCCAAGAGAACAACUGUUUGCAUGCUGGCAGUAGGAUCUGUGCUGUUGCCUUCACUGUGUGGGUGGGCUUGCUGGGGGUGAAAUCCAGAA
Molecule: messenger RNA, 927 nt
Organism: Melozone crissalis (California towhee)
Lineage: Eukaryota; Metazoa; Chordata; Aves; Passeriformes; Passerellidae
Product: phospholipase A and acyltransferase 1-like
Exons: 2
Coding region: 90-521 (143 amino acids)
Biological process (GO): N-acylphosphatidylethanolamine metabolic process
Cellular component (GO): cytoplasm
Molecular function (GO): A2-type glycerophospholipase activity; glycerophospholipid phospholipase A1 activity
Source: RefSeq, a predicted model, not a curated record